Trypanosoma cruzi is the source of this 546-nucleotide messenger RNA. Its product is annotated as ARP2/3 complex subunit, putative. The transcript has a single exon. Gene Ontology annotation, biological process: Arp2/3 complex-mediated actin nucleation; regulation of actin filament polymerization. The record is from RefSeq and is a predicted model, not a curated record. Gene Ontology annotation, molecular function: actin filament binding. Gene Ontology annotation, cellular component: cytoskeleton; Arp2/3 protein complex. The coding region runs from base 1 to 546 and encodes 181 amino acids. NCBI's taxonomy places the organism in Eukaryota, Euglenozoa, Kinetoplastea, Trypanosomatida, Trypanosomatidae.
AUGCACAGCAGGUGGAAUGGGUAUGAAGAAAGUAGUCUUUUGGGCUGCGGUGUUUAUCCGCUUCGCCGCACGUCACGGCUCACUCCACCCGGCCCUGCACCGCGGAUGGAUGAAAUGAUUGAGGAGGGCGAAGAGGAGCCACAAGACAUUGUUGACGAGGCAUUUUACUUUUUUAAGCCCCACAUGUUUUUUCGUAAUUUUCCCAUUAAGGGUGCUGGUGAUCGUGUCAUUCUGUACUUGACGAUGUACCUUCAUGAGUGUUUGAAGAAAAUUGUCCAGUUGAAGCGUGAAGAGGCCCAUUCUGUGCUUCUUAACUACGCUACGAUGCCGUUUGCAUCACCAGGGGAAAAGGACUUUCCGUUUAACGCGUUUUUCCCUGCUGGGAAUGAGGAGGAACAAGAAAAAUGGCGAGAGUAUGCAAAACAGCUUCGAUUGGAGGCCAACGCACGUCUCAUUGAGAAGGUUUUUCUUUUUCCAGAGAAGGACGGCACCGGAAACAAGUUCUGGAUGGCGUUUGCGAAGAGGCCUUUCUUGGCUUCUAGUUAG